Messenger RNA from Contarinia nasturtii (swede midge), 677 nucleotides. RefSeq names its product endocuticle structural glycoprotein SgAbd-3-like. Gene Ontology annotation, cellular component: chitin-based extracellular matrix. Lineage: Eukaryota; Metazoa; Arthropoda; Insecta; Diptera; Cecidomyiidae. Bases 118 to 609 code for a protein of 163 amino acids. The record is from RefSeq and is a predicted model, not a curated record. Gene Ontology annotation, molecular function: structural constituent of chitin-based larval cuticle. The transcript has 4 exons.
AAUCAAUUCCAGUUUUUCGGCUAUAUAAGUAGCAUGACUUCUUUGUGAUCUUAGCCAUUUGUUAUUCGUUCGUCGAAUGUGAAGGAUUUCGCGUUAGUGCGACAAAAGUUUGUAAAAAUGAACGUCAAAAUUAUUUUCAUUGUGGCAUUAUUGGUGGCUGUGGCGGCAGCCGGUGUUUCUCGUUCAGCAAAAGAACCAGAAAGUGAAUCCGAAAUUCAAAUAGAGGAGGAAAAACCAGAGGAAAUAGUAGAAGACCAUGAAGAAACAGAAGUAAAACAUAAGCCAGAUUUAAGCGCUCACAAGCCCGAUAAAAUUGCUGUUAUUAAGUCAAAAACUCAAACCUCAGAUAACGAUGGAAAUUACCAAUAUCAAUUCGAGUCAAGCAAUGGAAUUGUAUCGAAUGAAGGUGGUGUAGCCGGUCAAAUUGUUCAAGGCAGCACCACAUGGAUAGCGAAGAAUGGCGAGCCCUUAGCAAUCAGUUUUGUUGCCGAUGAGAAUGGCUAUCGUCCAAUGGGAUAUCAUCUCCCAACAAGUCCUCCAAUCCCAAAAUCAAUUCAACGAGCAUUGGCAUAUCUUGCAACGAAGAAACCGGACAGCAAUGACUACUAAUAAUAAGUAUUUUAGCUUUUUUUUAAAUAAAAAUAAAGACGUUUCAUUGAAAAUGAAUAAAAUAGAAA